UUGUAACCAAUCGAGUUAAUUUGAUGUGUUUAUUUGUAUAUUUAAAAUUUUCAAUCCACAAAAUUUUAUAAAAUUUAUUGGAUGUCAUCAAAAUAUGAUUGCAUUUAAUUGUUCUAAAUUAUAUUACUAAUAUUAUUUAUAUAAACGUAUUCACUUUGUAAACAUAUUUUAACCAAUGUUUUUUUUUUAAUCAUCAUUAAAAUAAGAUAGACCACUUGAAAAAAGCUUGUCAAUAAUGGGUAUUGGAUUAAAGCCACUGGAAUUUACUGACUGUUUAACAGACAGUCCGUUUUUUCGUGAAAAUUUACAUUAUCAUGAACGUGAAUUAGAUAAAACAAGCCAACAAAUAAAACGAUUGAUAAAAGAAGUUAAAGAAUUAUUGGUUGCUGCUAAAAAUUUAUCAAGAGCCCAGAGAGCAUUUUCAAAAACCCUGCAAAAUUUUAGUUUUGAAUGCAUUGGAGAAACACAAACCGAAGAUGAAUUACAUAUCUCUCAAAGCCUAAAGGAAUUUGGUAAGCUCAUUGCUUCAAUUGAGGAUGAAAGGGAUCGUAUGCUUGAACGAGCUUAUGAUCAAAUAAUACUACCAUUAGAAAAUUUUAGGAAAGAACACAUUGGUGGAGUGAAGGAAGGAAAGAAAAAGUUCGAAAAACAAACGGUUAAAUUUUGUCAAAGUCAGGAACGUUACUUGAGUCUUUCGACGAAAAAACAAGACAAUGUUCUCCAAGAGGCAGACGCAACACUUGAUAUGGCUGAAAGACACUUUUGUCAAGCUAGCUUGGAAUACGUUUUCUUAUUGCAAGAAGUUCAGGAAAGAAAAAAGUUUGAAUUCGUAGAAACGCUUCUAGGUUUCAUGUUUGGAUGGUUAACUUUUUAUCAUCAAGGCCAUGAAGUUGCAAAGGAUUUCAAACCUUACAUGACCGAAUUACAAUUGAAAAUACAGAAGUCUGCAGUUGAAACUGGCUUAAGUAAAUUAUAUUCAAGGGAAGGUUAUUUAUUCCUUAUGGAAAAAAAAGCAUUUGGUGCAGGCUGGACCAAACAGUAUUGUACAUACCAAAAAAACACAAAAGAAUUUACUAUGAUACCGUACAAUCAAUUAACUGGAAAAUUUAGUAAUAAAGAAACUUUGAUAUUAGCAAGUUGUGUUCGUCGUAUGUCAGAUACUAUUGAAAAAAGAUUUUGUUUUGAUAUUACGGCAUCAGAUAAGCCUGGCAUAAUUUAUACAUUUCAAGCUUUAUCUGAGGAAGACAGAAAACUAUGGAUGGACGCCAUGGAUGGAAAAGAACCAACGUAUGCAUUCCAAUGCUCCCCUGCAAAAUCUGAUGAAACUAUUCUAGAUGAAACUGGUUUUUUAUUCGUAUCCAAAUGUAUUAAUGCUCUUGAAAAUAGAGGUUUAGAAGAACAAGGACUUUACAGAGUCGUAGGUGUAGCCUCAAAAGUAAAUAAAUUAUUAUCUAUGGGACUAGACAAAAGAAAACUGGACAAACUUAAUUUUGAUGAUAAAUUUGAAUGGGAAAGUAAAACAAUCACUAGUGCACUUAAGACUUAUCUCAGAACUUUAUCCGAACCAAUUAUGACAUUCCGUUUUUAUAACAGCUUUAUAAUUGCUGCUAAAUUAGAAUCCAGAGAGUCGCGUAUUCACGACAUACAUACUCUUGUUUAUCGAUUACCGAAAGCCAAUUUUAAUAUUUUGAUGUUAUUAAUUAAGCAUCUUUGCAAUAUUGCAAACAAAUGUGAUAAAAAUUUAAUGACCGUUGGAAAUUUAGCCGUAUGCUUCGGACCAACUUUAUUGCGUCCUGAAGAAGAGACUGUUGCGUCAAUAAUGGAUAUUAAAUUUUAUAAUAUAGUCGUAGAAAUAUUAAUUGAAAAUUACGAAAGAAUAUCCGCUGGACCGCCACAUGAAUUAACACAACCAUCACAUUCAUUACAAAAAUUAACGACUAUUUCUGUCGAAAAACGUAAUCUUGAAGAAACUCAAGGUGCAUCGGGAAAUGGUAGUGCAUUAAAUAAAUACAAUAUGCAUACUGUUAAUCCAGUAUUACAUUCAAACCACAGUAAAUCAUUCUACGAAAAGCCUUUAUCAAUUGUAACGAAACCAGUAUCUGUCGAUGAUUAUAAUGAUUUUGAUGAAAUUAAAUAUGGAGUACAACAUUUACCUUCAUUUUCGGAUACUCGAAUUAGUCGUCCAAAAUUAGUGAAUGCUAAUUUUAUGUAUUAUUCAACUGAUAAAGUUGGGAGUGGGAACACCAGCAGUUCAAACGAAUCAGUCGCUUCAGAUUCUCACCUUCUGAUGACAGAUUUACCAUUGAAACAUAAACGAGGUCCAGUGAUGGGGAUGCAUUAUCCGUCUGGAUAUUCACAACGUAAUAGUUCUGCGAUAUCUUUUUCGAAUACUUCUCCUGCAAGUGGACAAUCAAGCCCAGGACAAACAUCAGGAAUUUGGAGAGUUCGUACUCUAUACGCUUGUAUGGCCGAAAAUGAUGGAGAGCUAUCAUUCGAACCUAAUCAAAUAAUAACAAAUGUGAGACCAUCGCUCGAGCCCGGGUGGCUGGAGGGGACAUUAAAUGGGAAAACUGGAUUAGUACCAAAAAAUUAUGUUGAACAAUUACCCUGAGAGCAAACGUACCAAAAAUAACAGUUGAUGUAUAGAUAUUUUUAUAC
Microplitis mediator is the source of this 2658-nucleotide messenger RNA. RefSeq names its product rho GTPase-activating protein 26-like (gene Graf). NCBI's taxonomy places the organism in Eukaryota, Metazoa, Arthropoda, Insecta, Hymenoptera, Braconidae. Gene Ontology annotation, biological process: signal transduction. Gene Ontology annotation, cellular component: cytoplasm. The transcript has 18 exons. Gene Ontology annotation, molecular function: GTPase activator activity; protein binding. Bases 236 to 2611 code for a protein of 791 amino acids. The record is from RefSeq and is a predicted model, not a curated record.